Molecule: messenger RNA, 1357 nt
Organism: Oncorhynchus gorbuscha (pink salmon)
Lineage: Eukaryota; Metazoa; Chordata; Actinopteri; Salmoniformes; Salmonidae
Gene: srek1ip1
Product: SREK1-interacting protein 1
Exons: 5
Coding region: 311-778 (155 amino acids)
Molecular function (GO): zinc ion binding; nucleic acid binding
Source: RefSeq, a predicted model, not a curated record
AUACAGAACAGUAGCUCGCUAGCUAAAAGGAGGUUGACUAAUUUAUGUCGAGAAAACUCUAAUUAUUAAAGUUUUCUGAAAAAAUAAGAGAGUCAGAAAUAUUAGUAUGUACGAAUUAUUUAUCAAGUAGUCAAAUCAGCUCCAAAUGUGUUUAAACAUUUUUUUAAAAUAAUGUUUUAACCAAAGAUGGUAGUAACCACUAACCAUUUUAUGUUUCCUAUCGGACCUGUUUUGUAGAGGACCUACAGGGAAGUGUUUCGAAAUGUAUUAACGCAGCAAGGUUGUUAUUUUUUUGCAAUAAAGUGUGAUAAUGGCUGCACCAGGUCCCAAUAAGGACAACAUCAGAGCUGGGUGCAAGAAAUGUGGUUACCCGGGCCACCUGACAUUCGAGUGCCGUAAUUUUGUGCGUGUGGACCCCCGGAAAGACAUUGUCCUAGAUGUAAGCAGUACAAGCAGCGAAGAGAGUACAGAGGACGAGCAGGAGGAUCUGCCUCAUGACAAGCUGGGUCGGGAAGGAAAAGACUCAAAAGGUCCCCAGGAGGACACCAGGAAAGUUAAACACAAGAGGAGGAAGAGUAAAGACAGAAAGUCUGAAAGAAAGAGGUCUUAUUCAUCGAGUGACGAAGAGGAGAGCAAGAAGAGAAAGAAACACAAAAGCCACAAGAAAAAAGGCAAAAAGGAAAAGAAAGAAAAGAAGGAACGUCACAAGAAGAAGCAGAAGAAGAAAGGUGAACCGUCCUCGUCUGACAGCUCCAGCGGGUGCUCUGACACUGAUUGAGAAGAUGGAACGUUCAAGGGACAGAUUUACUGAAGUGUUUGUUUACUCGUCAUUUUACGGAGGAAUCGAUCGAGCUAAAGACAUUAGAUUGUAUUUCGAUCCACUUUACCUUUAAGAUAUUAUUCCUUUUUCUUCAACUUUGAUUUUCUUUUCUUUGAUGUUUUAUGUCCUGUGGAAAGUAAUAGGUGCAGACACUGAGUAUAUCUGGCCCUUGUGUGUCACAGAAUCAAGGACCAUCUGUAAGGCUGGUCAAUAUAGCUUCUGCUACAAAUGAAACAAUGGACCCAGAUUUACUGUCACUGGUUUGACUUUGGUGAACACUGAAACGUUUGGAUGGAAUUUGUUUUUAAAAGGCAUUAUGUAGAUUGAUAGCGUCAAGAUUUGACCAUUUAUUAGUGAACCAUCUGAACUUUUUAUUUUCCAAGUGUUGAUCUUUCAAGUUACCAGAAUGGGAUAGGCAAAUGUAGUAAGCAAGACAUUUCUGUAUUUUCCAUUUUUAGGAAGGUAUUAAGGUGGUAAUGCAUCCAGAUUUGAUGUCAUUCAUUUAGUAGAAAACUGUAAUAAAACAAUCCUAUUACA